AUCCCAGGACCGGACAGAUCCACAGCGUUGAUGGUCCGCGGGGUCCUCGUAGGCCUGGGAGCUCCUAUACUAUUAGGGAGAGCACGGGUUUAUGGGUGGAGGAACACUGUAUCACGUGGAGGCCAUUGAGAUUCGCCGACGGCUGCGGAGGCAUAGGAGGCUCCAUGAAAUUGAAAGGCGCCGGAGACGGCAGCGCAGGCGGCGCCAGCGGUGGUGGUGGAGCAGUCGCCAUACGAGCAAAGUGAGACAGCGGGCGCGGCUGAUUGUUGGAAUUCCGCUCGUGAGCGCGGUACUUGUUCAUGUAGGCGGCGAGGGGCUUGACGUAGUCGGCGAGCCCGAGCGAGGACAUGGCGAGGAGAAUGUCGUUGGCAGUGACGGUCUUGCGAUAGUCCUCGUUACAUUUCUUGUUGGCUUCGCGCAUCACGUAGAAGAUGAACUCGGUGGCGCAGUCUUGAACGGCCUCCUGGGCAUCCUCCUCGACCUCGGCGAUGGGAGGGAGGGUGCUGCGCAUCAGACGGUGAAUGCUGCCGAUGGGAAUGCCCAGCUCGGGAUCAUGCUUCGGCGGGACCUUGUUGAUGUCGAUGUUCAGUGCCAGCGGUGGUGGCGGCGAUGCUGGUGGCUCGCGGUUGAUGUCGAUGCCGCGUCCAGCUAAAGCUAUAAGGGAAAAGAACGUUAAAAUAGUAAAA
Messenger RNA from Andrographis paniculata, 686 nucleotides. RefSeq lists its product as uncharacterized. The coding region runs from base 92 to 652 and encodes 186 amino acids. Lineage: Eukaryota; Viridiplantae; Streptophyta; Magnoliopsida; Lamiales; Acanthaceae. The transcript is spliced from 2 exons. The record is from RefSeq and is a predicted model, not a curated record.